AUGCGCCCAUUUGUCAUGAAGACAAAUUCUGUCUCGCUAUCCUCCAUCGCCUCGAAAUCUGCGGCGGUCGCCACUGCCACCACCACCCCCACUGCACACAAUCCUGACGCACCGUCAAACAUCAACCUCACCACCGUCAACACUAGCGAUGCGGACUCGGCCCAAACCUGUCCCCAUUGGGACCGCACCUUGACCUCACACAUCAGCCUGGCCGGUCACAUGCGAAUCCAUUGCGUAGAGACGGGCGAACUAGUGCCUGGAACAUCAAACUGCGCUCGCCGCAUUCGCUUCCACUGUCCACACUGCCCCUGCAUACUCACUCAACGCAUGGGCCUUCUAGGCUACAUGCGUAACCACGAGUACGGAAUUCACCGCAGUCUCGAAUUACCUAGCACAUCCUGCCAAUCCUCCAUACCUAGCCCAAUCCACACCCCAUCGCCCAGCGCGCACCACUGGCACUACUAUCGCCGACACCGACUCCGACAUUGCCGAUCUAUCCUGCCUGUACUGUCCUCGCACAUUCACCUCAAAAAUCGACCUGGUCGGUCAUUUGCGAAUUCAUCGUACAGAGACUGGGAAACUAAUGCCUGGAACACCAACCUUCAUUCGCUACAUUCGCCUCCGCUGUCCCCGCACAUUCGCUCGUCGCACCGGCCUAUUAGGACACAUGCGCAUUCACGAAAACCUGCGGUAGACAACCAUCGGCUACGCCACACCAUCACGUUUCCCCCCACCAACACCCCGCACCACACAGCAACAUCACCCACCACCAGCACCCAGUUGCCACCUUCCGCGCAAGUGGGAAGUGUGCGUCUCGGCCCCUCCUCCAUGCAGCUCCUCUGCUGCGUGUGUGAUCUGAGUUUGAGACUGUCACGGUGCGCCAAGCGCCGUGGGUUGGAAGGCUGCCGCCUGACGCCCCAUCGCAGUCCAAGCAGUCUGCCCAGUUGUAUGUGUUUCUAUGGAGUGGCGGAGACAGGCUGUUACUGCUACUUCUUACAGUGA
Spirometra erinaceieuropaei is the source of this 1002-nucleotide messenger RNA. NCBI's taxonomy places the organism in Eukaryota, Metazoa, Platyhelminthes, Cestoda, Diphyllobothriidea, Diphyllobothriidae. The record is from the annotation of a GenBank genome assembly.